This is a messenger RNA of Lethenteron reissneri (Far Eastern brook lamprey), 3149 nucleotides long. RefSeq names its product kelch repeat and BTB domain containing 12 (gene KBTBD12). The record is from RefSeq and is a predicted model, not a curated record. Gene Ontology annotation, molecular function: protein binding. NCBI's taxonomy places the organism in Eukaryota, Metazoa, Chordata, Hyperoartia, Petromyzontiformes, Petromyzontidae.
ACGAAAACGUCCGACGAACGGAGGCAGCAACACCGCUGCGGCCCGGAGAGACGGGGGAGCCGGAGCGCAGUGCUUCCUUCUCGCCAUCAACUCCAAGGUUUUGCCAUGGCCCAGUCGGGGCUGCAUCGCGAGCCCUUGCCGGAGGCGCCGCGGCCGGAGGCGAGCGACGGAUGCCGCUCCAAGCACAGCCAGUUCCUGCUCGAGCAGCUUUCGCGGCUGAGGGACACGCGCGAGCUCACCGACGUGGAUCUGCUGGCGGGGGCAGCCUCCUUCCCGUGCCACCGCGCCGUGCUGGCCGCCUUCAGCCCCUACUUCCGCGCCAUGUUCACCUGCGGACUGGCAGAAUGCGAGCGCCGCGAGGUGCGGCUCCACGACCUGGCGCCCGACAGCCUCGCCGUGCUGCUCGACUACAUGUACACGGCGCGUCUGCGCCUCUGCAACGCCAACGUGCAGGGCGUGGCGACAGGCGCGUUCCUGCUGCAGAUGGACGGCGUCUUCGCCGCCUGCUCCCGCCACAUGCUCGACAACAUGGAGGCGUCCAACUGCGUGGGCCUGCACGCGUUCGCGCGCCAGAUCGGGGCCGAGCAGCUGGCGGACGCGGCGCACGACUUCCUGCGCCGACACUUCGCCGAGGUCUGCCUGCACGACGAGAUCCUCGAGGUCAGCGCCGAUCAGCUGGAGGCGCUGAUCUCGUCGGACGAGCUGAACGUGACCCGCGAGGACCCCGUGCUGGACGUGGUGCUGCGCUGGGCGCGCUGGGACCGCCGGGCGCGCGCCCCGCACCUGGCGGGGCUGCUCGCGCGCGUGCGGCUCACACUCGUCAGCGCGGACUGCCUCAGCGAGAGCCUCAAGAGGAGCACGGUGCUCGUGAGCGACGCCGCUUGCAGCCACAUGCUGGCCGUGGCGCUGGAGUCGGUCGACUCGAGCCGAGCCUCCCUCGCCGUGGUGACCCCCGGCGCCGGCCUCCGCUACGGCAUGGAGACAUCGGACGUGAUCGUGUGCGCGGGCACCGACGCGCGCGGCGUGCGCUCGCGACGCCCGGGCUACGCCGACGCGUGCUUCUGCUACGCGCCGGCGCUGCGCCGCACGUGCUACGUGGUCUGCCCGCGUCAGGGGGAGGCACUGGCCGCCGUGCGGGCCGGCGUCGUCACGGCCGACAACGACAUCAUCCUCGCCGGGGAGGCCGGCUUCACCAAGGCUGCGCGCCGCGGGAGGGGAGCGCCUCCCGCCGGGGUCGAGUUCGUGAGGUACCGUGCGUCGAGCUGGGAGCACGUGUGCUCGGCGCCGUACCGCGAGCUGUACGCGCUGGCGGCGGCACGUGGCCACCUCUACCUGCUGGGCGGCCAGGUGCAGGAGAAGCAGCGCUACCUCGUCACCAACGCAGCAGAAAGGCUGCCCCUCCCUUCGUCGGGAGGAGGUGACGGAGGAGGAGGAGGGAUGACGCAGCAGUGGCGCAGUGUUUCUCCGCUGCCUGUCAUGUUGGCCUCACACGUGGCCCUGACGGUCGGCAGUUACAUCUACGUGAUGGGAGGAUGGAUACCGCAGCUGGAGCGCCCGGACGAGGAGCUGGAGCGGCUGAGCAACCGCGCCUUCCGCUACGACUCGGAGCGCGACCGCUGGCAGGAGCUGGCGUCAAUGCGCUUCUCACGCUACCGCUUCGGCUGCGCCGCCCUCAACGGCGAAAUCUACGUCGUGGGCGGCAUCGGCUGCAAGGGACCGGACCGUGGCCAGACGCGGCGCUGCCUCGACUCGCUCGAGAUCUACAGCCCCGACGGAGACUUCUGGAGGGACGGACCCUCGCUGCCCUCCCCGCUCCUCUCGCUGCGCAGCAACGCCUCCAACGCCGUGGCCGUCAACGGACGCGUCUUCGUGUGCGGUGGAUUCAACUCCCCCGACCGACACGAGGUCAUCCAGAAGGACAUCCUGGAGUUUGACCCCUGGGAUGGCGGCUGCUGGACGGUGGUGGCGCGCGACGUCCUCAUGCACAACGACUACGACGCGUGCCUGGUGGCGCGCCUCAACCUCCGUGACCUCAUCCCCCCGCCCCCCGACCUCGUGGAAGCGUGACCUCCCCCCCCAACCAACUCACCUUCUGCGGGGAAAUGAAGCCCCGCUAGUGUCGCUUACCGCCCACCGCUGCCCGCUACACUCCUGGGUGACGUGGAGACUUUGCGGGGAGAACAUUGCCCGUCUGCUCGAGUAAAAGAUUUGUCGCUUGGGCAUUCAUGGAUCUCCCAGCUUAUGGGAUUUUCGCCGCGCUCAGUUUGGCGGUCUUGCACCAGACUUUUUUUAAUUUCGCCGCGUGCUUCAGAGUGAGUGCCACUCGGCCAGUUCAGCUAACCUGGUGCCGUCCUCGGAAAAGUAAUUUCCCACAAUCCCCUGGGAAAUUGGUGGCAGAUUUAUAUAUAUGAUGAAAUAUCAACAAAAAUACUUCGUCGUUUCUACUGAGGGGAGCUCUCUCAUUUCGUAUUUUGAGACAUUUGUAAAACGUUUCGAACCGCGAUGUUGGUGCGCAGGCGUGCGGGAAGGGUUUUGUUGGUGCACGCCAUGCUAAUUCGGCACACAUAAGCUUGGGUAAAGAUCUCACCAUUGAACGCUGCAGUGUGUGUUUGGGGCAAACGGAUGUUUAGCCAGAAUCAUUAUUAGGUAGAUGCAGAGGCGUUACUACUAGGGGGGUGUGGGGGGGGGUGCGGACCGCACGGGGUGACACCAUCAGAGGGGGUGACACCAAAAUUACUGUCUAUACAAUUUUUGUGCAGUGUUUCAGUAGAAAUGUUUCAGCAGGAAUGUAUUAUUAUUUUUAUAAAAAAAAUAUCCCUGUAGUUAGUUAUAACAAAAACAUUUUUUAGUAAGCCCAGCUUACAUGUACUGUAUCGAUAUACCUACAAGGAUUAAAACUCGAUGCUAAUUUACUUUUUGAACUUUCUAAUGCGCUCCGCUCAGAGCUGUCAUUGUUACCCAACUGCAGUGACGCUUCGAGUCACGUGGUCUCGUCUGCACGCGUCACAAGCACGCGCUGUUGUGUUCGUCGCUGCUCGUGUUUUUAAAGUCGCUGAUUUUGUCAAAUUUUCUGCUGUUUUAGCGACAAUGUUGUGGUAAUGAGUAUUUGUGAACCUGUAUCAAAAACUUUUUUUGAGAAUGAAGUAGUA